AUGUAUCUACCAGAAAAUGCGACGUCCACCUCUCCCUAUGCCGCCCACACGCUAGACAGUGCCUACCGAAUGGCUCAGAGGCAGCUCUGGUCCCCCUACCUGGGCAUCCUCGUCAACUCUGGACUUGUGACACUCCUCCUAAGCGAAGUCGUCAAGUAUUUCCGGACUUUUCGCAAGGACAAACCUAUACUCAAGGCUACCGUCGUGGCUCUCACAAUUGUGGAAUUGACGCAGUGCUGUUUCGCCUUCUAUGGCGGGUAUGUCAUCUUCGCCAAGAGGUGGGGACGUUACCCCGUCUGGUCUCAAAUGCUAUGGGGCAACAUGCUACCCAAUGCCCUCGUGGCCUCUAUGACGCACGCCCUCUACUCUCAUCGCCUCUUUCAGCUCUGCAAGAGACCCGGUAUCGGCUGGCUCCUCUCCGUCACCAUCGGAACGCUGUCACUACUCCAGACAGUGUCCUGCCUAGUCUCGGUCUAUUGGUACGCUGUGGCGACCAGAAAGGGGGGUAUCACACCGAUGCUUAUCGCGAGAAACUUCUUCAGAAUGUGGCUGGUGAUCUGCUGCCUGGUGGAUCUGAUCAUUGCUCUGGGUAUGGCCCUCAACCUCCGAGCCUCUCGCACAGGUCUGAGCAUCACUGACCAGCUCAUCCGUCGUCUGAUGUGGACUCUAGUGCCAGGAGGCCUAAUCACGGGGCUGGCCACAUUCGCAGCGCUCCUGAUCGAGGUGCUUGCUUACGAGAGCGAUUUCUACUUUUUCAUCAUCAUCUGUUUGUCGAAGCUGUACGGAGUGACCAUCCUGGUCUGCUUGAACCUUCGAAAGGGACGAGGAGAGGUGGAGAUGCAAGAGAUGCUGGCAGUGGCAGCAGAUGCAAAGAAGAAAGAGGCGGAUGACGAGGAGAAAGUACCGGAUGUCGCCUGUCGAGAGGACGACAAGAGGCCCAAGGCAGAAGAGGCUGCCUGCAAAUCGCCAGCGCCAGUGUGUCCCGAGGCCAAUCCAGCACUGGCAACCUACACACACUUCCAGUCAGUACCGAGGCUACGUCGCCUAGAGUCUCGAUCGACGUUUGCCUCUAUUGCAACAGGAGCAUCGACUCCUGGUGCACUGCCUCCACAGUACACCUCUGGGCCAUCAUGGGUGACUUCACCUUCAUCAGCUCACCGAUCCCCCAGUUGCUCACCUUCGGCGUACAGGAGCUGCACCGCGUCUCCUACCAACUCGGUGGGAACAAAGCCCCUGCUACUAUGUCAAGGCUCUCGCUCGCUGUCUACGCAGGCAGAAGAGCUAGACGCAGCUUUGACCUCGGGCAGCAGCAAGUAUGAAGAGCCCGAGUCGUCAAUUACGAGCGGAUAUGCUGUGUCGCCCCGCAAGGAUCGAUCGCCUGUGCGCUUGCGAAGUAUUGAUCUGGGAGACAGAGGGGUAGUAAAAGAGAUUGUCCAUGGUCGAGUAGGUGACACGGAGGAUAUCAUCUGGAUGCGGGGUAGAAAUCUGCCGAGGGGAAGUUCGCCAGAGAGGGGCAGGAAGCGCUGAAGGGCGGCAAGCGCAUACCUUCGUCUUUGCGAGACCAACACCUGAGGCGUAGUUUCAUCUGUGAAGACAGCGAACGUCUUACGAUAGAGCUCUCCACAUUCACAUUCAAUGUCACCAUUUCGGGAGUCGGAAUCUGUUUGUAGUUGUAG
Microstroma glucosiphilum is the source of this 1676-nucleotide messenger RNA. RefSeq lists its product as hypothetical. The coding region runs from base 1 to 1527 and encodes 508 amino acids. The transcript is spliced from 5 exons. The record is from RefSeq and is a predicted model, not a curated record. Lineage: Eukaryota; Fungi; Basidiomycota; Exobasidiomycetes; Microstromatales; Microstromataceae.